Messenger RNA from Anguilla anguilla (European eel), 3637 nucleotides. RefSeq names its product protein tyrosine phosphatase domain containing 1a (gene ptpdc1a). Gene Ontology annotation, molecular function: protein tyrosine/serine/threonine phosphatase activity. Lineage: Eukaryota; Metazoa; Chordata; Actinopteri; Anguilliformes; Anguillidae. Gene Ontology annotation, biological process: cilium assembly; protein dephosphorylation. Bases 101 to 2284 code for a protein of 727 amino acids. The transcript is spliced from 10 exons. The record is from RefSeq and is a predicted model, not a curated record.
GGUCACAUGCUACUAGUCCGGCGAAUGGGAGCCGUAGUCUUCAGCAACAUGUCACUAUACGGGAUACUAGCUAGGAGCUGUGUGACAAGUGCAAUAUUGAAUGAAAUUACCAUGGAACCGGGUCAAAUGGGUUUAUUGUAGCGCGAUGGUUUUUAUUUUAAGCCACUAUGAUAUGGAACACCCUGACCAAUGCAUUAGGAACGGAAGUGAAGAACCAGGCUGUGCCAUGGCGGCGGGUGUGAGUCUGCUGAGUGACCCGCCUCACUCCACCACUGGAGCCAGCAGUGGGGAAUACAGCGCAGACAUGGACAUGGAUGCCCCAGUGAGCAGCAGGGUCCCCACUGCCAAGUACACCAAGGUCGGGGAGACUCUGAGGCACGUCAUCCCCGGCCACAUGCAGUGCUCCAUGGCGUGUGGAGGCAGAGCCUGCAAGUACGAGAACCCGUCCCGGUGGAGCAGCGAGGAGCAAGCUGUCAAGGGCCUGUACUCUUCCUGGAUUACAGACAACUUGCUGGCUAUGGCAAGGCCUUCUACAGAAAUCAUUGAAAAAUACAACAUAAUCGACCAGUUUCAAAGGUGCGGCCUGAGGACAGUAAUUAACCUGCAGCGCCCAGGAGAGCAUGCCAGCUGUGGCAACCCCCUGGAGCAGGAGAGCGGCUUCACAUACCGACCAGAGACCUUCAUGGAGGCAGGCAUUUAUUUUUACAAUUUUGGUUGGAAGGACUACGGCGUGGCUUCUCUCACAACAAUCCUGGACAUGGUGAAGGUGAUGUCAUUUGCAAUCCAGGAAGGAAAGAUGGCCGUACACUGCCAUGCUGGGCUUGGAAGGACAGGUGUGUUACUGGCCUGUUAUUUAGUGUUUACUACAAGGAUGAGUGCUGACCAGGCCAUAUUAUUUGUGCGAGCGAAAAGGCCAAACUCGAUCCAGACCAGAGGGCAGCUGCUGUGUGUGAGGGAGUUUGCACAGUUCCUGGUCCCCCUGCAAAAUGUGUUCUCCUGCAGCGAGCCCAAAGCCAACCCCGUCACCUUGGCGCAGUACCUGACCCGCCAGCGCCACCUGCUGCACGGGUACGAGGCACGGCAGCUGAAAAACGUGCCAAAGAUCGUGCACCUCGUCUGCAAGCUGCUGCUGGACAUAGCGGAGGACCGGCUGGUCGUUGAGGAUGAGAUCCUGGAGAUACCCGACCUCACAGCAGAGGUGGAGAAAACCGUCUCUCAGCAAGCUCUCCAGCAGCUGGGCAAAGAGAUGAUGGGGAAGGGCAUCACCGUGCCCUCUCCGCAGCCGCCCUGCCUGCAGAAAGUACCCUCGAUGCCAGCCCAUGACGCCCAUGAUGCAGUGCUCUCUAGCGAUCAUGACCUGGACCCUCUGUGGAACAGGCAAAAUGCCGGGUCUGUGAACCCUCGACCGCGUCUCUGGAAGAGCCUCAGCUACAGCGAAUCUGACCUACUACGCCUGGGGGCGGGGCAGGGCCUGGCCCUUGGGAAGGGCGAGCCCUUUGCCAACGCACUGGGCAACCAGUACCUGUCUCAGGAGAACCUGCCAGAGGCCCACCAAGCCUCCAGGUCACCUGUCCCUCCCUCGCCCUCCGACUUGGCCAGCCCCAUCUGGGAGCAGAAGAAAUCGGGGUCACCUCUGCUCAGCAGGAGAAGGCCCCUGAGGCAUGGCCAGCGCAGCCUAUCUCUGGGCUCCUCAGAGACCAGGAACACCGGCGAAAGUGAGCCCACCCUGCCCUCUAUCAUUCUGCCGGCAGAGCUCCCCCUGGAUGCCCGAAGGCUGCUGGUGGCUCAAGCUCUAACAGUGGAUUUGGACAAGUAUGGGGAGGAGUACAAACACAAGGUCGCAAACUGGCAGACAGAGCUGAACUCCAGAGAAGGAACCUGGGAGAGACUAUGCACGGAGAAAGACCCCCGUGUGCUGGCUGGGCUGAUGUGGUCCUGGCUGGAGCAGCUGAGAGAACCUGUUAUCACCAAGGAGGACAUCCAGGCCCUGGAUAGCAGUCGACAAACCCAGCAGCCAGCCCUUAACUCAAUAGACAAGAGCUCCAGGCAGACACUGGUGUGUACCCUUCAUUGUAUGGCACAUUUACUGACAAUACCUGAGGAGGUGGAGGAUGCUUUUCUUCACCGGACAAUAAAAGCAUUCACCAAGAUCAUAUCAGAGUCCGAAGAUGAGUUGGACGUGUAUAGGACACUGAAAGAGAUCCUGAAACCGGUCUUACAUGAAAUGAGAAGGAAAGCAAUAGAGGAACCAGACACACCAUGUUACUGCAUACAGCUUCCAUAACGCCCACCCCCCCACACUGGAUCAGUCAACUGGAGGGUCAAAGGAGGAUAAAGCAAAAUAGUUGCAAUAUCCACUUUAUAUUUCAUACAGAACAUUGUUUCAAUACAGAAUUUGGGAAUAGAUCAAGACCAAUUUAUUUUCCUCUGCUGCUACUUGUAUUUCCUUUUUUAUAUUGUUGCUGUUUUAAAGAAUAUAUCUUAAGACGUGAUGUGAUCUCUGCAUCAAGCUGUUAUUGUUUAAAACUACUUGUAUUUUUUUUUUAACUGCCAUAUGUUUUUGUGCCAUGACGCAAAUUUAAUUGAUUUGUCCUUAAAUGUUUCUACGGUGUCUUUUGGAAAGUCAUCUUGAUGUGUUUUCAAUACUAAUUAGGUGUAUUAUUAAUGUACUGUAUAUGUUCAGUUUCUAUUUAAUAUAUUUUACUGUUCGUAAGUCAUUGACAGUCACGUGUAAAAGAAAGGAUCCUCAUUUGAUGAGCAACAUCAUGGACAAGCAGGGCUAUCACAGUGAACACAGGAAGUACCUCUUUCUCUAUACUAUUAUUUAAACCAAAAAUAUUUUCACUGUGCAAAACUGCCCUGUCAAAUAUUUUAAAUAUUUUAUUUAUUGAAUUGUUUUUGAAUGAAAUUUUAACUUAAGUGACUACUUUAGAAAAAGCAUCUGAGAAAGCAAAUAAAUGCAAAUUUUGCCUUUAGGGUUUGACAUGAUCUGUUUAUAAGAUCUGUACUAGUUAGAUUGAAAUGCAAGACUCCUGUAAAACUUGUAAAAUAACUUGUUGACUGAUUAACAGCAUUAUCUAAAAAUGUUAUCUUAAAGCAGCAUUACAUUUUGUCGUACCACAUCGGUUAUAACAAAUUAGACAAAAAGUAAUUUUGCUUUUUUGAAAUUUUUGUACUGAUGUUUUUUUUUAGGUGUGACUAUGGUUUAGAACUUUGCCCUUAGACUGAACUUAUCAAUAGAUAAAUAUAUGAUUGUAUCUUCUUGAUGUUUAUGUAUAUUGGAAAGUAUGGGUUGGCUAUAAAGAAAGCACUAUGGAUCAUUGACCACUGUAGCCUUUGAGAACCCUGGGUUCUGUUGCUGACCUCAAUCUUGAUGAUGAGAAGGAAAACCGUUGCAGUGUGCAUCUGGUGAAGGUCCAGACAAAGCACACAGCAACCCUAAAAGAAUUAACAGAAGUGAACUGUUCACACUUAUCAUGCGAAGGCUUUUUUAUAUGCCCUUGUCUGCCUGAAUUUCAGAUGUCGUGAUGACAUUUUAUGUUACAUAUUUCUUUUCAGAUGCACACAUUCAAAGAUUAUAUUUUUCAUCAUUGCAUUCCUUGGUGAUACAUUAAAUGUUGUUGAUGUGGAAAUCAAA